UCGUACGAAAUGACAGUUUAUCGAUUGCUCUAUCAAUGAAACUGACAACAGGGGUGAAUCGUCGCGUCGCGUCGUCGCGUCAGAUCGUAAAGGAUAAUCCGAUAACACCAUGAGCGUAAGCUUUUCGUUUACAAUUUACAAUUUACAACACCCGUAAAAAUUUCGGGUGUCUAGUAACAUAUAAUAUAGAAUAAUGGUAACGUGUUUCAAUAAAAUAAGCGAUAAGGGGUGAAUCAGAGCGUUGAGCAUCGCUAGAAAUGAAUUAGAUGUAGGGGGAGUUCACUUACAAUUAGUAUCGGACAUUAGCUAUAUCUGAAAGAACUGAAAUGUGACAAAAUUGCUUCAACAGUCAAAACAUAGGAGAAGAUGAAACAAACGUUUCAGGGUUGAAAGAAUUUUGUCACAUUUCAGUUGUUUUAGAUAUAGGUAAUGUCCGAUACUAGGGGAACUUCCGCUAAUUUAAUAUGUGGGACCGAGCCGAUAGCUCGGUGGAAAUUUCUAAUCGAGAGAAACAAGAAUAAACGUAGAUUUAAGAAGAGAGUCAGACCGAGCCCAAAGCUAUAGGUAGGUAGAAGCCCGUGUAUACAAUAAUCGAAGACUGUUACAGGAGAAGGCUCGAGUUAAAGACGUGCUCGUUCUAAACGAACAGAUCUAUUCGAUGUGCGGUGUUUGGCCAUUGAGCAGGUCAUACACGAAAUUCGUCAUGUAUGCGUCCUAUAUUUCCGUUCACUUGGUCAUCAUGAAUAUGAAUCUCUACGACGUGAUGGGAGAUUUGGAGCUGACAGUUAAGAAUAUAACAGACAACACGAUCGUGACGACAACCUUUCUGAUGUUGUUUCAACUCCGCUUCAGCAAAUUGAUCAAGAACGUGAUUACAAUAGUAAAAGAGGAACUAACGAGUAGUGAUUUUGAAAAUAUCCAUGAACUUGGCUUGUAUCUAUCUUACAAUAAAAUAUCCAAUACUUUUGGCAAAUACGCGAUUAGAGGAUGCAUUAUCACCUGGGUAUGGUGGUAUACAACUCCUAUGUUACAUGCGGUGCUAUCGGGCUCAGUUACAGGAAAAAGCAACGAUUCAGCAGCUUUCUUUCUACCCUUUCCUGUUCGUGGUUUUGUCCAUUACGAAGACAACUUUCAAAAUUAUUUAAUGAUGUACGUGUAUCAAUUUCCUAUGCUGUUUGUCGCACUAUUUCAUACAAACACUGUUAGUUUGAUUUUUAAUUUGGUGCUGCACGUGUGUGGGAAAUUUUCAAUCUUGUCGCAUCGUAUUCAAAAUAUUCAAGUAGAUUCACUUUCGGUCAAUCAAUUUCCUAGUAUAAUUAAAGAGUUGGUGAAUAAGCAUCUAAAACUGAUCGUGAUGGCAAGAAUGCUCAAUUCAGCACUUGAUACUAUUCUCUUGAUAGAGCUGAUACAAACGAGUAUAAGGAUGGGCGUACUCGUCUAUAUGUUGUCGACCAACAUGGGAAAUUUUCUGAAUGCUCUCAGGUUCACGUUAUACAUUAUUGCGGUCACUUCUAUACUUUAUUUGUACUCGUAUAUAGGCGAAUGCAUGGCGCAGGAGUCAACGAGAGUGAUCGAAGCGUACUAUGAUUUCAACUGGUUGAAAUUAUCAACAAAAGAUCAAAAAACAUUGUUGCUUUGUAUGAUCACCGGGCGAAGAACGAUGUACAUAACUGCUGGCAAAAUUUACGUAUUCUCCUUAUUCGGUUUUAUCGGCAUCUUGAAAACCUCGUUCGGAUUUGUUUCCCUCUUACAAGCUCUGAUUUAAUUCAGAAGAUAAACAUUUCAACCGAAC
Osmia bicornis bicornis is the source of this 1792-nucleotide messenger RNA. RefSeq names its product odorant receptor 82a-like. The transcript has 6 exons. Gene Ontology annotation, molecular function: odorant binding; olfactory receptor activity. The record is from RefSeq and is a predicted model, not a curated record. Gene Ontology annotation, cellular component: plasma membrane. Gene Ontology annotation, biological process: sensory perception of smell; detection of chemical stimulus involved in sensory perception of smell. Bases 659 to 1765 code for a protein of 368 amino acids. NCBI's taxonomy places the organism in Eukaryota, Metazoa, Arthropoda, Insecta, Hymenoptera, Megachilidae.